CAAAAAAUCAUUACUUUUACCAUUCUACUUAUGCAACCUAGCUAAUGAGGAAUUUUUAUUUGAACUUUUCUCUCUAAUUUAUUAAUCUUUUCGUAAAGUAAAAGUAAAAGGCAACCGCAUUAGAAAAAAAGAGUAGAAUUUAUUUCGCACAAUUAUAUAAAUAACAUUAAUUUGAUCUUAAGUUUCAACUAACUACUAAAAAAAUUUGACUAUUGCACACCCAAACAACAAUUAUUAAUUAAACAAUGGAAAAUAAACAAAUAUAAAGCUAAGCGUGCGGCCACGACACAGACAAAGUUUCCCACGUUAGUCUUCCCCACAAAUCUCUUACUACAAAUUACACCAAAACUCUCAUUCAUUUCUCACACACAUUUUAUCAAACACCUUUCAUACACAACAAAAAACACAGUCAAAAAUAUUCUCAACAUGAGGACACUAUGCCCUAAUCUCGACAGAGAAGACGCACUGGAGACUGUUCUUGAAGUCCCAAUACCCGAAGAAAUCUUCCCCUCCAAUUACAAGCACAGAUCAUGGCAGAGCGUCAAAUCUUGGCUCAUCAAACCACCACACAUGGAAAGGGCUUCUUCUCCGGCAGGCGGCGGUCAUGCCAUGGAGAUUCAGUUCCUGUUAGGAGUCAUCGGAGCUCCAUUGAUCCCAAUUCCGAUCCAAUCCCAUCGUACGUUAUUCAACGACCGCACCAUCAAAGGCCAACCCAUCGAGAGUUCAAUGGCUAAGUACAUAGUGCAGCAGUACGUAGCAGCUGCAGGGGGAGAACAUGCUCUGAACAGUAUCGAUAGCAUGUAUGCUAUGGGGAAGGUGAAGAUGACGUCAUCAGAAUUUGGGGCAGGAGUAGUACAAGAUUUAAAUAAUAAUAAUAAGAUGAAAAAUAUGAAGAAUAAUAUUAAUGGAGGGGGCGAAUUAGGGGGGUUUGUGUUGUGGCAGAAGAGUCCAGAUUUAUGGAGUUUGGAGUUGAUGGUUUCCGGGUGUAAAAUCAGUGCUGGCAGUGAUGGUAAAGUUGCUUGGAGGCAGACACCUUGGCAGCAACAUUCGAAUUCUUCGCGGGGCCCGCCUCGGCCUCUUCGUCGAUCCUUGCAGGGGCUCGACCCGAAGUCGACGGCGAACCUGUUCUCAAACUCGAUCUGCAUUGGAGAAAAGGCCGUCAACAACGAAGACUGCUUCGUUUUAAAGCUCGAAGCGGGGCCGACCACCUUGAGAGCAAGAAGCAGCAGCAAUGUCGAUAUAAUCAGGCACACGAUAUGGGGAUGCUUCAGCCAGAGAACAGGGCUGUUGGUCCAGCUGGAAGACUCCCAUUUGCUGAGGAUAAAAUCGUCCGGAAAAGACGACGUCUUCUGGGAGACGAACAUGGAGUCGUUGAUCCAAGAUUACAGGACGAUCGAAGGCGUUAAUAUUGCUCACGCCGGAAAGACGAGCGUGUCCUUGUUCAGGUUUGAGGAAGGUAAUCUGGACGCGUGUACGAGGUCGAGAAUGGAGGAGAUUUGGAGUGUCGAGGAAGUUGACUUCAAUAUAAAGGGUCUUUCCAUGGAUUGCUUUCUGCCCCCUGCUGACUUGAAGAAGGAGGCUAACGAAGACGAAAACGGUUUUGAUUUAAAGAAAAACGGGGGUUUUGGGUAUAAGGUUUUUGAGAAUUCGAACAAGGGUUUCGUUCGGAGAGCUGGGGCAAGAGUUGUUGCUAUUGAUGAAGAGAAUUUGGAGCUCGUGGAAACGGAGGAUUGAGAGAGUUCUUGAGGUUAUUCGAGAAUAUAUAUACAUACACGUACAUUGUUAACUACCCAUUUUACACACAUAUGUUCGUGUAAUUGAGUGUAGAUGUAUUUUAUAAAUUUACGCGGUGUAUCUCACCAAAUAUAGGAUCUAAAAAAUCGGAGAUGUUCGAUCUUUGGCUAGUUUUUUUGUUCAUAUAGGUACCGGCUUAUUGCUACUGAAACCGAAAAUUGAAACCAAAAAUUCAACACUUCUGAUCAUUUCCGUUAAUUUAUUGAGAACGAGCAAUACUUAAGUUUCAAGAUUAGGUGUUAGCUAAUAGUGAUUUUUGUAUUACACACUCAAAACACACACAUACAUUAUUGAUUUUUUGUACAUGCUAAAUUGCACAACCACCAAAACAAA
This is a messenger RNA of Erythranthe guttata (spotted monkey flower), 2127 nucleotides long. RefSeq lists its product as uncharacterized. The record is from RefSeq and is a predicted model, not a curated record. Lineage: Eukaryota; Viridiplantae; Streptophyta; Magnoliopsida; Lamiales; Phrymaceae.